Molecule: messenger RNA, 2145 nt
Organism: Anopheles moucheti
Lineage: Eukaryota; Metazoa; Arthropoda; Insecta; Diptera; Culicidae
Product: gastrula zinc finger protein xFG20-1-like
Exons: 2
Coding region: 1-2103 (700 amino acids)
Cellular component (GO): nucleus
Source: RefSeq, a predicted model, not a curated record
AUGGAGCAGCUACAUGGUGUAUUUCGAUGCGGUUGCUGUAAUGAACUCUGCGAAGAUUUGAGAGAAUUUGAAACUAGCGUGAUGGUGUUGGGAAAAUCUGUUCUAGUUCGCGAAAUGAUCGACAUUUUUCAGCUUCCCCAGGGUUGGAGUAUCAAAACCAACGAUGGUAUAUGUUUGUUGUGUCUGGAACGGUUGGAAUAUAGCUACCAUUUCUACUACGCAAUAUUACUAACUACAACGACAGAUGGAAAUAAUUUUACCAACGAACAGACACCCGCAGAAGAGACCAUCAGUGUAAAGUGUUCCAUCUGCGAUGCUUCGUUUGCUACCAAGCUGGAAUUGGAAAAGCAUUCAAAAAUACACCAUCCGCAGUCAAAUCUUCACUUCUACUAUUGUCAAGCUUGUAAAAAAUCGUUCAAAACCAAUCGGGGCAUGCUUCAACACAGUAAAAUUUAUCACGAUGCUCACGAAACGUACUGCUGCCACAUUUGCGAACGACAGUUCAUCACUAAAACCAACUAUCUAAACCACAUGAGACAUCACAAAGAUCAAGUGUGCGGCUUCUGUAGCAGCGGUUGGAUCGGAGAAACGAAACUGUUAGAACAUGUGCGCACCGCCCAUUCUGAUCGACUGUUCGUUUGUCGGUUUUGUAACAGAAAAGAAAGGCUGAACAAGUGUCUCAACCGGCAUCUACGUACAGCACACCAGCAGAAAUCGAAUCCGUAUGUCUGUGGUCACUGCGGGCAUGAUAGUUAUUCCUACGAGUCCUACGAAAUGCUAACGGAUCAUCUACACAAAGACCAUCGCGAGGACGAUGGGAACGUUCACGAGAAGGAUUCAUACGGCACACUAUUGAAUGAUACCUUGUUCGGGAAAGAGCUCGAGCUACCGGACACGGAUAUGAUUGGUAAAGAACAGGAGCAAUUUUUACACCAUUUUAGUUUGAUCAGAAGUGCGCAUGAAAAAAAGGAAUUUGCCCGACCGUUGGAACCACGAAUCGAUCAAAGGAUGAUUCUAGAAGACUUUCUUGAUGAGGCAUUCGAAAAUGACGAAAUCUGGAACAAGUACAUCGAAAACGGGGAGGAGUAUUUGAUCGAUGAUUACGAUAUCUAUUUGAAGGGAAUCGAAAGCAGCACGGAGCAAGAACCGUGCAUGUACUCAUGCCCACAAUGUCAACGAGGGUUUGAGAAGCAGAACCAUCUAACUGUUCAUCUUGCCGAGGACCAUGACGUUGCCAGCCUGGUGUGUAACGAUUGUGGAGGUAGUUUUACUCGCUUAUCAGACUAUCGAACACAUCGUCGGGAACAUCUGAAAGACAAUGUUCGAUUUCGCGAAAUGGAAGAAGCUCUGUCACUCGUACAAUGCAAAUCCAGGGGCUACUCGAUGCACGAGGAAGAUAGUGGCUGCACUUUCAUCUGCAAUUUGUGCGACCGAACCUUUCAACGGAAGCAUAAUCUUGAAAAGCACAGAUGUCGUUUUUCCGAUCGUCGUCCCCAACAAGAGCAGUCGUCUGCAGUAGAUCGAAUAGAGGACGGUAUCGAGGAGGCCGAACUGCAGCAAUGUACAUGUUGUCACUUCCAAACGACAUCGAGCUCUGAUUUGGACUCCCAUCAACGCACACAUCGGUCUAACAUGGCAGCACCGGAUGCGAAGCAGGACGUGAUCUACUGUAUGCUUUGCGAUCGUCGAUUUAGCUCUACCUCCGGUUUGAAGUAUCAUCUAAAGCGACACACGGGCAAUAAGGCGUUUGCGUGUUUGUACUGUGAGAAAAGGUUUACAGCCAACUCGAACCUGAACGCCCACAUUCGAAAUGUGCAUAGCAAGAGAAAAAAUUUCCGUUGUACCGAGUGCAACGAAUCGUUCGCCACUAAAGAUCAUCUUAACAAGCAUCAACGAUCUCGGCAUCGCCAAGAGCGUGCUUUCGUUUGUGGCGAGUGUGGUAAGAGCUACUUGCAGCGGUCGCAUCUAAACGAGCAUGUAGCAGCGUGCCACCGGGAAGAUAGGUACUUGUGCAACGUAUGCAACGGAUCAUAUGUUAGUAAAAGCUCAUUGAAACGGCAUCAGCACAAGAAGCAUCACAUCGCGCAGGAAGAAAACACAUAAAUACAUAUUAAAAAGACUUUACCAAAGUAUCGAUUAUUUCGU